Didymella exigua CBS 183.55 is the source of this 2054-nucleotide messenger RNA. RefSeq names its product gamma-glutamyltranspeptidase 1 precursor. Gene Ontology annotation, cellular component: plasma membrane. The record is from RefSeq and is a predicted model, not a curated record. Lineage: Eukaryota; Fungi; Ascomycota; Dothideomycetes; Pleosporales; Didymellaceae. The transcript is spliced from 2 exons. Gene Ontology annotation, molecular function: glutathione gamma-glutamate hydrolase. Gene Ontology annotation, biological process: glutathione catabolic process. The coding region runs from base 166 to 1956 and encodes 596 amino acids.
UUGCGUAUGUGGCCCACUCCUCCGCACUCGGACGUCUUCGCAGCUGCCUCAUCGGUGUAGGCUUCUUACCAAAACGGUCGAGGCAGUGAUCGUCAUUGUUGUACGGCAAAUUCCUAUUAGGGCCGACCGUUGCAGCGGCUUAAAAAGUGAAAGGCGUGCCCAGCCAUGGCUCCUGUACUUGCUGAACUUGUUUCCUCCUUCUACCGCGAGAGUAUCAAUAUGGCGCGUGGUGCAAUCUUGUCGCGGUGCUUGACCGGGCUGCUGACGCUGCAGUCGGUGCUCGCAAACCCAGUUCCCUCAGGCUAUCCUACAUCGCCCGUGAUCAAGCAUGGUGAGCUAGGCGCUGUGGCUUCAGAGAGCGAUAUCUGCAGCCAUAUCGGUGUGGAUUUGUUGAAGCAAGGCGGCAAUGCUGCAGAUGCAUUGGUCGGUACUGUGGCCUGCGUGGGAGUCAUUGGCAUGUACCACUCUGGCAUCGGAGGCGGUGGCUUCAUGCUUGUUCGAGCACCUAAUGGCACCUACGAGUUUAUUGACUUCCGCGAGACCGCACCGGCUGCUAGUUUUCAGGACAUGUAUUUGGGCAACGAGGAUGCGAGCAUAAACGGUGGUCUGGCUUCUGGUGUACCUGGCGAAAUCCGUGGUUUGCAGUACCUUCAUGAGAACUAUGGCAAGCUGCCUUGGGCGAAAGUGCUCACGCCGGCAGUCAAGGUCGCGCGAGAGGGAUGGCGAGUCAACGAGGAUUUGAUCAGCUACAUCAAGUCUGCGACAGCAAGUUUGAAUGCAUCGACAAACUUCUUGCUCAAUGACCCGGAGUGGGCUAUCGACUUUGCGCCCAAGGGUCGCGUCGUCCAGCUCAAUGAGACCAUCACCAGGAAGCGUUACGCCGACACACUCGAGACCAUCGCCAACGAAGGCCCUGACGCCUUCUAUGAGGGACCUCUUGCGGAAGCAACCAUUAACGCUCUUCAGGCCAAGGACGGGUCGAUGACCCUGGAGGAUCUCAAGAACUAUACAGUCGCCAUCCGCAAGCCGUCAACCAUCACGUACCACGACUUCAAGCUCACAGCUUGCAGCGCUCCCAGUGGCGGUGAGGUCGCACUUUCCGCCUUGAAGAUCCUAGAGGGAUACUCUGCCUUCGGUGACCCAGCUAGCAUCAAUCUGACCACCCACCGUCUGGACGAAGCCAUGAAGUUUGCUUAUGGCAUGCGCGCUGAGCUGGGUGACCCGUUGUAUCUCGAGGGUAUGGAUGAAUACCAAGAAGGGAUGGUCUCGGCUUCCACUGCGGCAGAAAUCCGCUCCAAGAUCAGCGACACUCAGACCUUCAACGUCUCCUACUAUGAUCCUAAGGGACUGGAGUCACUUGAGACUCCCGGAACUUCGCAUAUUGUAGCUGCGGACAAGGAUGGUCUCGCCAUCACAUUGACAACGACCGUCAAUCUGCUCUUCGGUAGCAAGCUCGUCGUCCCAGAGACAGGAGUCAUCAUGAACAACGAGAUGAACGACUUCUCGAUUCCUAACACGACCAACGCAUUCGGCUACAUUCCUAGUCCCGCCAACUUUAUACGCCCUGGCAAGCGCCCAUUGUCCUCCAUCUCGCCUGUCAUUGUCGAGCAUCUCAACUCUACCCUGGCGAAUGCUUUCUACGUCGCUAUAGGUGCAGCUGGAGGUAGUCGUAUCAUUACUGCCACCAUCCAGAACCUGAUUCACAUUUUGGACGGCAAUCUGACAACUGCAGAGGCGCUGGCUCAGCCCAGAAUUCACGAUCAGCUUGUUCCGGCCCAGGUCAGCUUCGAGCCCACAUUUAACAAUGGAACCACAGCCUUUCUGAAGUCUCUGGGCGCCAAUGUGACAUGGGCAGCGGCGGGAAGCACAGCGCAGGGUCUCAGGAGGCUAAGCAACGGCACAUUCGAGGCUGCUGGUGAGCCACGACAGAAGAACAGUGGUGGAUUUGUCGUGUAGAUAUGCAUGGGUGGUAAUAGAUUAGCCGAGUUGCUAGACAAGAUGACAAAUAAUCAUCAACUCAAAGAAGGCUUGUGAGUCGUGAAGACUGGGCAAAC